GCGCGGCCCGUGCUGCACCGCGGGGCGAGAUGGCGGCGGAGCGGCAGGGAGGCGGCGGCGGCCGCGGGGCCGGGCCGGAGGAGAGCAGCAGGGAGCACGGCAAGGACGGCAAGGACAACAAGGAGAACGAGCGGCCGGCGGGGCCGCAGCCCGGCGGCCUCGGCGAUAGCCUGGGCCUGGAGAUCCUGCAGAUCGUGAAGGAGUCGCAGCAGCAGCACGGCCUGAGGCACGGGGACUUCCAGAGGUACAGGGGUUAUUGCUCCCGCAGGCUGAGGCGGCUCCGCAAAACUCUCAACUUCAAGAUGGGCAACAGACACAAGUUCACUGGGAAGAAAGUAACUGAAGAGAUUCUCUCAGACAACAGGUAUUUGCUGCUGAUCCUGAUGGAUGCAGAGAGGGCCUGGAGCUAUGCCAUGCAGCUGAAGCAGGAGGCCAACACGGAGCCCCGCAAGCGCUUCCAUUUGCUCUCGCGGCUGCGCAAGGCUGUGAAACACGCCGAGGAGCUGGAGAGGCUCUGUGAGAGCAACAGGGUGGAUGCCAAGACAAAGCUGGAAGCUCAGGCGUACAUGGCUUAUCUCACCGGCAUGCUUCGCUUCGAGCACCAGGAGUGGAAGGCAGCAAUGGAGGCUUUCAACAAAUGCAAGACCAUCUAUGAAAAGCUGGCCAAUGCUUUCACAGAAGAACAAGCUGUGCUGUAUAACCAGCGUGUGGAGGAGAUCUCACCCAACAUCCGCUACUGUGCCUACAACAUUGGUGACCAGUCUGCCAUGAAUGAGUUGAUGCAGAUGAGACUGAGGUCUGGUGGCACUGAAGGUCUUCUUGCAGAAAAACUGGAGGCUCUGAUCACCCAGACUCGGGCAAAGCAGGCAGCCACGAUGAGUGAGGUGGAGUGGAGAGGGAGAACUGUCCCAGUGAAGAUUGACAAAGUGAGGAUCUUCCUGCUGGGGCUGGCUGACAACGAGGCAGCAAUUGCUCAGGCAGAAAAUGAGGAGACGAAAGAACGUUUGUUUGAGUCUUUACUCAGUGAGUGCAGAGAUGCCAUUCAGGCUGUUCGGGAGGAAUUGAAGCCAGACCAGAAGCAGCGAGAACACUCUCUGGAAAAUGAUUCUGGGAAGGUGUCCAACAUCCAGUACUUACACAGUUAUUUGACCUACAUCAAGCUGUCCACGGCCAUCAAGCGCAACGAGAGCAUGGCCAAGUCCCUGCAGAAGGCCCUGCUGCAGCAGCAGCGCUCUGACGAGGACGGCAAGCGCUCGCCGCGGCCGCAGGACCUCAUCCGCCUCUACGACAUCAUCCUGCAGAACCUUGUGGAAUUGACACAACUUCCUGGCCUAGAAGAGGACAAGAACUUCCAAAAGGAGAUUGGAUUGAAGACACUCGUGUACAAAGCUUACAGGUGUUUCUUCAUUGCCCAGUCCUAUGUCCUGGUAAAGAAAUGGAGUGAAGCCCUUGUGCUGUACGAGAGGGUGCUGAAGUACGCCCGCGAGGUUCAGUCGGGAGCUGGAGCUCACAGGAACAGCUUGAAGGAGCUGCCUGAUGUUCAGGAUCUCAUCACUCAAGUCAAUGCAGAGAAGUAUUCCUUGCAAGCAGCAGCUAUUUUAGAUGCAAAUGAUCCUCAUGAGACUGAGUCUCCAUCUCAGGUCAGGGAUGGCAAGCCACUCUCAGAACGGUUUGAGACUUUCUGCCUGGAUCCUUCCCUGGUCAGCAAGCAAGUCAGCCUCGUGCACUUCCCACCAGGAUUCCAGCCCAUUCCAUGCAAACCCUUGUUCUUUGACCUGGCCCUUAACCAUGUGGCUUUCCCACCUCUGGAGGACAAGGUGGAGCAGAAGGCCAAGAGUGGCCUCACAGGAUAUAUAAAGGGCAUUUUUGGAUUCAAAAGUUAACCAGGACCCCCAGAGGAACAGAGGUUUUAUUCUGUAUUGAAGGAGAAGCUCCAACAGGUUCUAGGACACAAAUACCUGCACCUGAAACCAACAGAGGGAAGUUUUACCAUCUUCUCCCCUGUGUUCUGUGUUCGUGUCUGUGCACACACAUUCUCUCCCAGUGUAUUAAAGACAAACAAUUACUCAGAAACAAACAUACACUAUAAAUAGCUGAAAAUAAUCUGGAGCACAGAGAAAUUCCUUUCUGCUUGGAGAAGUUUUGUGAUCAGUGGCCUGUCCAGGGUUGGUACACAUUUACCUACCAUGGACCAGGGCAUAGAUACAAAUUGAUUCCUGCCUCUGCUCCAUUAUUUGACACUAUAAUUUGGGGUUUUAAUCUAGAAAUUGGGGUGUAAUUGGGCAAUAGAGGCAGAAGUAGAUGCAGAACUAAACCAGCAAGGUGAGGCUCCCACACAAUGGCUGUGGAACAGUAGCCAAGGGGGCAACUUCUCCUUCCCUUUCAACCCGGAAGUCUCUAUUUUUUAAGAAUGUAACAUUCUGAAAUAAUGAAAUAUAGCCUCUUUCCUUGUCAAUAAGGAUGGCAAACAUCAGAUGUUGAUGGUUACUCCUGCUGUGAUGGUGAAUUUGUACUCUGGGCCAAUAGCACCCUUCUUUAUUCAUGCACAUUUUGUUAAAUACCUAAAUACAGUAUAGAACCUAUUCCUGAAAGUAUUUUCCUGGGAAAAUAGCUUCAUGGGUGGCUUUAGCAAUAGCUACUUGCUCUUCUUGGGAAGUUGGGUCUCUUGGUGUUCGUUUUGUCUCAGAUCUAAACCUUGCCUGAAAACAAGAUGAUCUUUUUCUGGAGUUCAUCUGUUGCUUUGUUUCUUGUCCCUGGUCAGUAGCUACACCUGAAAUGAGGGAUAAGGAACAGGAGACCAGUAGGUUUGUGAGUGAUAAUUCAUCUCUGUCAUGCCAGACAGUGUUUUUUAUAAAGCACCCAGGUGCCACGGGGAUGGGCACUUUGAAAGUGCAGAUAAUUUCAUAAUUGUGAUCACUUCAGUAGGAAAAAAAACCCCAUAGCACAUGGGCAGAACUGUUCCUAAAUAAAGCAUUUGGAAGAUUCCACCAGCACUGUGUGGGUUUUCACUCAGCCUGUCCUGGCAGGUGAAGCAACAGUUUGUUCUGGUUGUCUGGAAUUUGUGGUUUUUUCUCCUUUUGUAGGCAUUGGAGUUAAGGUUGGAAACAGAAGGACCAUUUUGAAUUAUUGGGUUUUUGUUGUAAUGGGAAUUUUUGUUCCAAGGUGCAUGUCAGAUGAAUGGGGGAAAUUAACAAUUCCCAUUAUUUCAAUAUGAAUGUUCACUUUGUUCCAAGUUGAUCUGAUUUGUGAGUUCUCAAAGUACAGAAGGACUGUGUGCUCAGAAAGAGGUGGGGGGAGGAACUUGUUGUUUGUUUUUAAUUUUUGCAGCAUGGAAACAAAAUGGGAAUUUCUGGUUGUAGCCAAUUCCCUUUGCCUCUGAAUCCCAGGGGCAUUUUACAGAAGAAGGGGAAAUGUACAGGUGAAAGAAAUGUGGAAGACUUUAUUCAUCAGAUAGCAAUUUCUAGAAAACUUGGUCUUGGCUGGCAGCUUUCUCUUCCCCUUAAAGCCCAUUUCCUUUUAGGCAAGGAAAGGCCCACAGUGACCAGCUCACCUGGUCACUGUGUCCUGCUGAGCUGCUCUUCUCAGCUUUUGGAUCAAAUCACAAAAUUGUUCUCUCUUGGUUUGCACCAAACUCUUUUCCUUCCACGGAUCUGUGCUCUGCCUGGAUUGAUUCCAGGGAAACUCCUACUGUGGCCACUUUCUAGUUACAGUUACAAAAAUAAAGAGCAAUUGGCUUCUUUCUGCCAAACAUCUUUUGACAGGGAACUGAUGAGGUGAAUGCAGAUAAGAAAUUUGAAAACAAUAAACUUUUAUUCCUGA
Molecule: messenger RNA, 3819 nt
Organism: Taeniopygia guttata (zebra finch)
Lineage: Eukaryota; Metazoa; Chordata; Aves; Passeriformes; Estrildidae
Gene: SRP68
Product: signal recognition particle 68
Biological process (GO): SRP-dependent cotranslational protein targeting to membrane
Cellular component (GO): signal recognition particle, endoplasmic reticulum targeting
Molecular function (GO): 7S RNA binding; endoplasmic reticulum signal sequence receptor activity; signal recognition particle binding
Source: RefSeq, a predicted model, not a curated record